Molecule: messenger RNA, 972 nt
Organism: Aspergillus homomorphus CBS 101889
Lineage: Eukaryota; Fungi; Ascomycota; Eurotiomycetes; Eurotiales; Aspergillaceae
Product: glutathione S-transferase family protein
Exons: 1
Coding region: 100-780 (226 amino acids)
Source: RefSeq, a predicted model, not a curated record
CCGACACUAUAUAAUCACGUACUGAUUCGAGAGUACAGGGAUAAUUCGUUCCUGUUUGCAACCCAAUCAAGUGUUCUUUCCCCCUCCUCACACUCCUCAAUGACCAUGCAGCCGAUCACCCUCUACUCGCAUCCGAUCGGGCCGAACCCCUGGAAAGUGGCCCUAAUCCUCUCGGCCCUCCAGAUUCCCUACGAAACUGUGACGGUCGACUUUGCCGAUGUCAAAAAGUCCCCCUACGUGGAUCUGUGCCCUAACGGUCGGCUCCCGACGAUCGUGGACCCCAACAAAGACAUCACUCUGUGGGAGUCCGGCGCCAUUGUGAACUACCUGAUCGAGACCUACGACCCGAGCCACCGUUUGAGCUACGAUACCUUCCCGGAGCGUCACCAGCUGCAGCAAUGGCUGCACUUCCAGGUCUCCGGACAGGGACCAUACUACGGGCAGCUGGGCUGGUUCCAGCGGCAGCCUGAGCGGGUGUCGCUCGCGAUCGAGCGUUAUACGGGGGAGAUCCGACGCGUUAUGGGGGUCUUGGACCAGGCGCUGCAGGGGAAGGAGUGGCUUGUGGGAGAGAAGUGCACGUUUGUCGAUUUGUGCUUCGUACCGUGGCAGGAACUGGUGCCGUUCGUUGUGGGUGACGAGCGCAUCGUGCAGGAGUUGACGGAGCAGUAUCCUAAUGUGCACGCGUGGAUGGAACGGAUGAAGGCGAAGCCGGAAGUGCGGAAGGUGUUGCAGGAGAAGAGUGAGGCGAUGGCUAUGGCGAUGGCAAAAAGCACCAAGUAGAUAAGAUAAGAGGGUUAUCAUUUCACAUAGAUAGUCAGUCCCUUGGGGAUGACAAGAUUUCGCCGAAUUAGUGGGGCUUCCCGGCCUUUUCCCUUCCUUCUGGGCAUCCGCUUCAUCCGAUUAGCGCGCUGUUCCUAUACUCUCGUUAUAAAUGUAUGGCCUGUCAAGUCAAGAUGAUUAUCAGUAAACUAC